CUCAGCCAAUUGAAACAUCUUCUUAAAGAUCGCAUGUAAAGCACAUUUACAAAUUACUUGUCUCAUUUCAGAUAUUGUUUUUGAAGAGUAAUAUUCCAUAAAAUGUCAUUUGGCAAAUCAAACAGAUUUUCAGACAGAACGCACCAAGAUAUGACUGGUCAUCAUGGGCAUCAUGGCUAUCACGGUCAUCAUGAAGACCAUGGACAUUAUCAGCAGCAAGUCCAGCAAUUAAAACAUUGCCAACGAACUGCCGACGCAAGUGCCCAAAUGGUAUACGAAGUAUAUGGCAACUGCAUAGCUAUUUUAGAAGAAUUCGAGCAAAGAGAACAGAAAUCAAAUCGAUUAACAAAAUCAAAUAUAAACCUUCCUGACCAAUCUCAUAAAGGAGAUUAUGACGUAAGACGAAUACUUGAAGCCCAGUUAUUGAUGCUGGAGACUCAAAUAAAAAGUUGCCGUGAUGAUGUUCGAGAUAAGGUGAUAAAAACCCUGAAAGAUUUAACAAUGGGAUGGUACGCUGAAAGACACGACAAGCAGCUCCCUACGGACAGUUAUACGGAUAAAUAUGCUGCAAAGAUAUACGAGAUUCUCGCCCGUGGAAGAACAUCUCACCCAUCAGACUUUUACCAGAAACCAGGUGACGUAGCAGGUGUAAGUAAAGAGGAAAUGCAACUUGUAUUAGCUGCACAGCAUAAAAUAUCAGAAAAUGACAGAAGCUUUACAGACGAUCCAACAAGAAGACCGAAUACACCUAGUGUUAGACCAGGAGACAAGAGAAGAGGUGCAGAGAGACUCCGAACAAUACGAAAAGAUCUUGAGGAUUACAUUCCAUCAGAGUACUUAGGUACUGAUAUGAAAUGAAAACAGCUGACAUCAAAACAUGAGUGAAAAGUGUUAAUCUUUGACGAUAAAGUAAAGAAGUUACAAAUAGUUUAUUACAUUGUCAGGAUGUUUUCUUUAAAAAAUAAUUUAUUGCCAUUUUACAGUAUUUUUUUUGUGAUUUGACAUUCACUUGUACUUACAAUUUUUGACAUUUAUACACGUAUCUUACAUCAGUCACGUACUGAUGACCUCAUGUUUUUAUUGGUAAUUAGCUUUAUUUAAAAAGAAGAAGAUACAAUACAAGUAUUGGUCCUAUUGAUUUUCUUAUUUCACCAUCUUAUAUAGAUAGAUAUGUUUGAAAGUAUUUAAAAGAGAGUUUAAAUGAUUUAUUAAAAAUAUACAGAUUAU
Mytilus californianus (California mussel) is the source of this 1227-nucleotide messenger RNA. RefSeq lists its product as uncharacterized. The record is from RefSeq and is a predicted model, not a curated record. Bases 103 to 858 code for a protein of 251 amino acids. The transcript has 5 exons. Lineage: Eukaryota; Metazoa; Mollusca; Bivalvia; Mytilida; Mytilidae.